This is a messenger RNA of Malus domestica (apple), 2750 nucleotides long. RefSeq lists its product as uncharacterized. The record is from RefSeq and is a predicted model, not a curated record. Lineage: Eukaryota; Viridiplantae; Streptophyta; Magnoliopsida; Rosales; Rosaceae.
UGCAAUUGGAACGGAUGAAAAAUCAAUAUUGAAUUCUCUUUCGAUUUGCUCUCUUCUCUGUACAAUCCCACCAUUGCUGCAGGUCAAGGUUGAACCCAGAUUAUUGGGACACUAACACAAAGAAGGGUCGUUGUGGUGGUGCUGGUUUAGGGUUUAGGGUAGUCGACGAAGAGAGAAGCAGCAUUCGCGGCGGCGUCUCCGACCGGGAAAGUGAGAUUACAUGUAAUUUUCAAAAACAUAUAAGGGUAUUACAGGAAUUCCAAAACUUUUUAAACCUGCAACUGCAACCCCCCCAGACGUUGCUGCUAAAAUCUGCUGCCACUGCCCCGUAGCUUUUAGAAAAAGCGGCUUUUAUCCACCGCACCCUCUUUUAAGAAUAAAUAAAUAAAGACUCCGUCAGUCGUCUCUCUCACUCUCUUCUCCUUCUCUCAAUACACAGACCCUAACCCUAACCCAAAAAUACCAUACCCGAAUUCCCUCAACUUUUUUCACUCCAAUUACACACAAUUUCGAUAAGCCCUAAUAAAAGAGAAGAAAAUAAAGGAAAUGGAAGAAUUGGAGAAAGAAGCUCAGCGGCUGAAAUCUCUAGCCGAGGCCAAAUACAAAGACUCCAACGUCAAAUCAGCCCUCAAAUAUGCAAAACGUGCCGAGCGCCUGUGCCCAAGCAUGGAAGGUAUCUCCUCCAUGGUCACUGCCUUAAAGAUCAUCCAUACGGCCUCCAAAAGCCCCAAUCCCGACUGGUACAAGGUCUUGCAGGUGGAGCCCUUUGCUCACAUCAACACCAUUAAGAAGAACUACAAGAAGUUCGCGUUUCUUCUCCACCCUGAUAAGAAUCCUCAUGCCGGUUCCGAAGAGGCUUUCAAACUCGUCAACGAGGCCGUUAGGUUCCUUUCUGACAAGCUUAGGAGGAAGGAGUAUGAUAUGAAACUCAGGAUUAGGAUUCAGGAUGAGAAGAUAAAAGAAAGUGGUGUUGGGGGUUUAGGUUCGAGUAUGGGGGUGGAGAGUGACACCUUUUGGACUGCCUGUUCGACGUGCCGGCUUUUGCACCAGUUUGAGAGGAGGUAUUUGGGGCAUAAUUUGGUUUGCCCAAGUUGUAGGAAGAGCUUUAAGGCUCUGGAGGUUGAAAGUGGUGAGAAUGCCAAGAUUAGGACUAGUGAGAGAUUAAGGAAAGCGAGUUUGGCAUCAAAAGGGGGAAUGAGUAGUGAAGGAUUGGGGAGGAGAGUGAGUGACAGUGGUGAAAUAAAUGGUGGUACUGGUGGGAGAAGGAAAAGUGAUGGGUUGCAGAGGAAGGGUGAAGUAGGUACAGGAGAUUUAGACAGUCAAGUGAGUGCUGGGAGAAGGAAGAGAGGUAUUUUGGAGAGGAAAGGUGAAGGGGCUACUGGGGAUGUGGAUUGUCAAGUUACCUGUGGUGAUGCUGGUGAACUGAGUAGUUUGAGGUUGAGGAGGAGAAUGAGUAGUGUUGGAGAGGUGAUGGAGAGGUCUAAACCAAAGAAGGCAAAAACCGGUGAUGAAAUGAUGACAUUGGCAGAAAUUAAGCAAAAGGUCCGAGAGGGGAAGUUGAAGAUGAAGGACAAGGAGGAUGAAAGAGAUAAGAAAGAGAAGAGGGAGAGGCUGAGGCAUGAAAAUUUAAAGAAGGGUAAGAAUUUAGAGGUUGAGAGAUGCGCUGCUUCAAAGAAGAAGGAUUUAGAAAGUGAUAAAAGUAAGGGCACGUCAAUAGAGAAGUGCAGGGGGUCCAAGAGUGGGGAUCUGGAAAUUAUGGUGGUAGAGGAUUCAGAUUUUUAUGAUUUUGAUAAGGAUAGAGUGGGGAGGAGUUUUGAGAAAGGGCAGGUUUGGGCUAUAUACGAUGAUGAUGACGGAAUGCCAAGGCUUUAUGGUUUGAUUGAUGAGGUUGUUUCUGUCAAACCUUUUGAGGUGAAAAUGAGUUGGUUGGAUCUUCAGAAUAAUAGUGAUGAGUGGCUUGCCUCUUCAGAGAAAAUGGGAUUCCAUGUGUCUUGUGGGAGGUUUAAAGUUUCCAGAAAGACUUCAAUUAAUUCAUUGAAUAUAUUCUCUCAUCUCGUGGAUUGUGAAAGGGUGGCAAGAGAGAUUUAUCAUAUUUAUCCGAAGAAGGGGUCAGUGUGGGCGUUUUAUAAUGAAGCAGCUUUGGAUGCAGAGGGAAGAAACUGGUCUGUUAAAGACAAGCGGUGUUACGACAUAGUUGUGUUUCUGACAACUUAUAGUGAGAUGUACAGUAUGAGUAUAGGUUAUCUUGAGAAGGUUGAUGGGCUCAAGACAGUAUUUAAGAGAAGGGAGAUCGGGUCUCAUGCUGUUAGGUUGCUAGAAACCAGUGAUGUUAGGUUGGCUUCACACCAAAUACCUUCUAGGAAGCUCUCGGGUGAUGAGGCUCCAAACAUUUUCAAAGACUGCUGGGAACUUGAUCCUGCUUCUCUUUCUCCGGAUUUACUUACAUUUGGUUCUGGAAGAUAUGUUUAGACUAUAGUUGGGAAAGCAGAGAGCAAUUCGUGUAGCCUUUUCUUCUUCUUUUUUGGGGGUUCAAAGUGCGAUAUGCUGCUGUACAUCCACUACCCUACUGAGGUGAUUUUUGUAGCAAAUGAGGGUAUUGCUCCUGAACUACAAUCUAAUCAGUUGCUGCGACUAUAUAAUCUUCCAUUUUUUUUCUUAUGGGAUUGGAUUAAAUGCUGGUUUACAAUCAAAAGAUAAAUAUGUAUGUAUACUGAUUAAUGUGAAGCAGCUGUUUUUCUGUUCUGCUCUUA